This is a messenger RNA of Bactrocera tryoni, 2983 nucleotides long. Its product is annotated as band 7 protein AGAP004871. The record is from RefSeq and is a predicted model, not a curated record. Gene Ontology annotation, cellular component: plasma membrane. Bases 900 to 2009 code for a protein of 369 amino acids. NCBI's taxonomy places the organism in Eukaryota, Metazoa, Arthropoda, Insecta, Diptera, Tephritidae. The transcript is spliced from 11 exons.
CACUGACAGAGGUCGCUUUCAGUGACACCACAGUUUCAGUUCAGUUCAGUUUUCGGCUGGUGUGUUGUGUUCUGUCUAUUCUGUGUUCUUCUCAACCAAGUGAUUUGCUAUCUGGCGUGUUGCGCACACACACACUCACACAAAUACAGUCACUAGUGCAUUAAUAACUGUUUCUGCUCGGUUUGAUUUAGCUGCUGGCUGGUCCAUAGUUUGGCGAGACGUAUGUGCCUUUGAGUAGAGGGGACUCUGAUUUUUGGCGGCGAUUCCGGGAGUCCACGGCACAUGGCAGCGAAGCAACGCACGCCACACAGCAGUAGCCAGCGUUUUGUCUAAAUAAUUCCGCUUGUAAGUCAUUCCGUGCAGUUGGCUGGUGACCGUAUGGUGAGACGCGGUGCGCUGUGUGCGUGUGGUGGUGGCUAGUGUGCUGGUUAGUUGGUGAGCUGGUUAGUUGGCGUGGUCGAGUUCAUCGCACGUCGGUGUGCGUGUGCAGCAGCGGUGGAUGCAGCCAGAGCUUCGUUCCAGAAGGCGAAUUGCACGAAUUGCGCAGUGCGUGGCGAGCAGGCAGCGAGCGAGGCGGGGCGUUUGUGGCAAGCAAAUAAGUAUUGCAAACAUUGUAAUCACUUUUAAUCCGUUCAUCAACUUCAACAAGUGUUAAAGUGUGCAAGAUUAGGGAUACUCAAUUACAGUUACAACAGCGAACAUUUUGAAUAUGUGUAUAUGAGUGGACCUCAGUGACUGCAGAAAAGUGAUAACUGUGUAUGUCGCCAAGCGUGCGGAGACAAUAAUAAUUUCACAAACCAAAGUGUCAACCAAAAUCUCAAGCAAACAGAAAGCAGAAAAAGUGUGUGGGCAUUUCUCGGAAGGGGCAGCUGGAAUUUCUCUGGACGUCUUAAUGAAACAUGGUCGAAGAGUUUCUGGAGAAAUUGCCUGAAAUCGACACACGUUACGAGGAUAUAGUACCUAUGGAACAAGUUAGCUCUAUGGUUUCAAACGGCGGCGGCAGUGUAACCAUGCAACGCGACGACGAAUACCGGAAUCGUAUAAUGAAAAUACGGCGUGUGGAUAUGACAGCGAAGCAUUCGCGUGGAUUCCUUCAUUCCGAUGAAGAAAUUAGCGAUAAGGCAUCGACGUGUGGGAAGUUGCUGAUAUUCUUAUCCGUUGGACUUGUCAUACUCACGUUGCCGUUCAGCUUGUUCGUGUGCUUUAAGGUAGUACAGGAAUAUGAACGCGCCGUUAUAUUUCGUUUGGGCCGUCUUAUGCAGGGUGGCGCCAAGGGUCCCGGCAUCUUCUUUAUCUUACCAUGCAUUGACUCCUACGCCCGGGUGGACUUGCGUACCCGCACAUAUGACGUGCCACCACAGGAGGUACUGACAAAGGACAGUGUCACCGUGUCGGUGGAUGCAGUGGUUUACUAUCGCGUUUCCAAUGCGACAGUUUCUAUAGCGAACGUGGAGAACGCUCACCAUUCGACCAGACUUUUGGCGCAGACUACUCUACGAAACACAAUGGGAACUCGGCAUUUGCAUGAGAUACUCAGCGAGCGAAUGACAAUUUCCGGCACAAUGCAGGUCCAACUAGACGAAGCCACCGAUGCUUGGGGCAUUAAAGUCGAGCGUGUUGAAAUCAAGGACGUACGCUUGCCCGUACAGCUACAACGUGCCAUGGCCGCCGAGGCUGAGGCCGCACGUGAGGCACGCGCCAAAGUUAUCGCCGCCGAAGGAGAACAGAAGGCCUCCAAGGCAUUGCGCGAGGCAUCCGAGGUGAUCGGCGGCUCGCCGGCAGCGCUCCAACUGCGUUACUUACAGACACUCAACACAAUAUCAGCGGAAAAGAACUCCACAAUUGUUUUCCCAUUACCCAUCGAUUUGAUAACUUACUUCCUGAAGACUACCGAGGCGACGGCGCAGCAAAAUGCCGUUGUACCGGCGGCGGCGGCAACGACCAGCAGCGAGCACUCACCGCAGGCGUCGACAUCGCCGCAGGCGGGCAUACAGACGGCAGCUAUGUAAAAACAAACACAACAAUAAAAACGACAACAAAAAUUGUACACAUAACAGCAUGCAAAAUACACAUACAUGUGAGUGUGUGUGUGUGAUUUGCAAACGCUUUUUGUUCGAAGCCCGAGCGUGCAGGAAUUUUGGGUGUGGGGCCGAGUGAUUGUUCAAGUUGACUCGGAAAUAUGCCUGCAUCGAGAAAUGUGAAUGUUUGUGUGAAAUAUUAGGAACGCAAUUGAAGAAAUAACACAGUGUGCGCGAAAAGUAUGCGUUCUCAUAGCUGAAUUCCGGUAAAAUGUGUGAUCAAUGCCGCAGAAAGGUAAUUUCUUGGCAAAUUAGACUCUCAAAUGCCUUCUAGUACUUUGAGAUCAGACCAUCGAACUACGAGAAAAAUCGUGGGUUGCUGAAAGAGCGCAUACUCUUUGCGCACACUUUAGCCAUGCGAAUAAGUGAAUAACUAGGCGUAGUUUUAAGUAGUAUUAGGACAGUUGAUAAAAUGUUGCUGAAAAUGGCGUUAAGUUUGAACGAUUAGCCAAAAAUCAUAAAGUUCGCAAAAUUUUCUAAAUAUUAAUUACACUAAAUAUUAUUACUACACUUCUUAGCUGAAUUGAAUCACACGGUUGCAAGUAAGGCGAUGCGAAACGAGAGUUAAAUAUAAUAGAUUUACUAAAACAAUUACUCAAUUAUUUUCCCAACUCACACGCACGCGUUUAAUUCAUCGAAAUAUAUUAAAUACAAAAACACAUUUUCAUGUGCGAGUUUCAAGUUUAGUAAUUACGUACACAUUCUUACAUAUAUACAAUAUAUAGUUGAAUGAAUAAAAAUUGAGAAAGCAGUUUAGUAAGCGCUCAUACUUAGCAUGUAAAUAUAAGUCUCGAUCUCAUUUUUGAAUGCGUACAAGUGCUUUGAUAAAUAGCUUAAAUACACAAUUAAUGUGACAAGUCACACACACAUGCAGAGAAUUGUAAAUAUACUUGCAUUUACUUAUA